Solanum tuberosum (potato) is the source of this 1006-nucleotide messenger RNA. RefSeq lists its product as uncharacterized. Gene Ontology annotation, biological process: mitochondrial respiratory chain complex III assembly. The record is from RefSeq and is a predicted model, not a curated record. Bases 74 to 481 code for a protein of 135 amino acids. NCBI's taxonomy places the organism in Eukaryota, Viridiplantae, Streptophyta, Magnoliopsida, Solanales, Solanaceae. The transcript is spliced from 2 exons.
CUCUGCAUCUUAUCACUAAUAUCCAAAAAUUUCAAAAUCUUUCAACUGCUGUGAAUCAUAGUUUCAAGUCAAGAUGCUUUUGCAUCACUAUCGCCUCCUGCACCAUGGUCCAGACACUAUGGAGGAACUAUUGGAUAGACAUGUGGUCAAAAAGGAGAAGAGCCUUGAUGAUGAUGAGAACGACCUCCUAAAUAGACAACGACUCACUAGCAGUAGACGCGAGGCUCUAAGUCUCUACCGAGAUGUCAUCCGCGCCACCCGGUUCUUCAUGUGGGCCAACUCUCAAGGCAUUCCCUGGCGGGAUGUUCUUAGAGAAAAUGUCAGAAAGGAGUUCGAGGAGGCACAAUUUGAGAGAGAUCCAGAAGUCAUCACCAGGUUGCUUAUUGGAGGUCAGGAUGCUCUGCAAGCUGCUUUGGAUAAACUUGUUGAGAAACAAAAGCAAGAAAUCGAAAAGCAACGCGGCAAUUCAAAUGCUCCUUGAUAUUCUGGUGUUAUAAAUGUAUAGUGAUAGUUCAAGAACCUUAGCAAGUGAAGCUCUUCUGCCAACCCAAAAUCUCCAAUCAUAACUUGCUUCCCACCACUCUGAAUGAACACAUUGUUGCACUGGAUGUCUCGAUGGAUGAUCUUAGGGCUCUUUCAAUGAAGAAAGUUCAAACCUUCAAGAAUCUGCCUGCCCCAAUUCUUGAUACUCGCCAAAUCAAUAGCAACGCCAUUAUCGUACUUGGACCAAUACUUUUUCAAGCUGCCUGAGGGGAAUGACUCUGUGAUCCUGUUGAGAGUUUUGGACUUGAGAUCGAACUAAUAAGAGAAGCACUUCAUAAUCUUUUCAUGGUUUAACGACUUCAACAGAGUAGCUUCAGCGAACAAUUUGUCAGUUUUUUCUUAAUGCUUCAUCAUAUUCUCUGCAAAAAACAUUUGGUUCCCACUCAAUUUCAAUUUCCUAUUGUGGAAUUUCACUGAAUAUGUUGUUGUAGUCAUACCCAAUGUACACUUAUUUGGAACCAAU